This is a messenger RNA of Leucoraja erinaceus (little skate), 2440 nucleotides long. Its product is annotated as kunitz-type U19-barytoxin-Tl1a-like. NCBI's taxonomy places the organism in Eukaryota, Metazoa, Chordata, Chondrichthyes, Rajiformes, Rajidae. Bases 16 to 786 code for a protein of 256 amino acids. The record is from RefSeq and is a predicted model, not a curated record. Gene Ontology annotation, molecular function: serine-type endopeptidase inhibitor activity. The transcript is spliced from 7 exons.
UGACAGUCCAUCCUUAUGUCCACAUUACAAUUUUGCCAGGCAGAAAAUAAAGCCUUUGUUGCAGAGACGCUGCAUGUAACGCGAGUCCACAUGCUGACACAGUGGUGGGGACAAAGUGCAGGAUUAAAGCUGUAUUUCCAAAGGACAGAGAUGAAGAGGAUAAUUUUGUACUUGGGAGUCUGCAUUGCUGCUUUUAAUUUGAAUGUUACGGCUCAGGAAAACAGUGAUAUUUGCCAGGAACCGAUGGAUCGUGGACAUGAAUCAGAUCCCAAGUUAAAGAAUUUUGAAUGGUUCUAUUCGAAAGAUGAAGACAAAUGCCAACCAUUUUUCUAUAAUGGGGCUGGAGGAAACAGAAACAGAUUUUCUAAUGAGACACAUUGUUUGCAAACCUGUUCUAACAAAUAUAGUGAACUAUUUCCAGAUGGAGAUAAAGCAUGUCUCCUGCCAAAAGAACGAGGAGACUGCCGUGGCAUGAUACUGAGAUGGUACUAUGAUGAUAGCAUUAGAGACUGUGAUACAUUCCUCUUCAGUGGAUGUCACGGGAAUGGAAAUAAAUUCAUAAGCAAGAAGGAAUGUCGGAGUCUAUGUGCUUCUGGGCAAGGACGGCAUUAUGUGGAAGACGACAUUAUCAUUCAACAGAGAGAUGAAGGUGAUACUGCUGCAAUUGUGUUUGGAUGUCUUUUUGGCAUUGCAGUCAUUGCCUUCGUGGCUGUAUUUGUGAUUCGGAGGAGGAAACACAAAAGUCAAUCAAAGAAAUCAAAGAGAACAGAAGUAGAGAUGAAAUAAACAGCUCAUCAAGUUCUUGAAGAAAUAACUGUUUCCUGAAGAUGUAUUAUUAUUGGUUGGCAAGAUUACAUGAAUUUCUUCUUUUUUAGAUAAUGAUUUUGUAUACUGACUUUUUUAAGCUUGACAAAAAACAAUGUUUUGUGCCAAAUGCUCUAAAUGUCUCCAUGUGCUCCUUUUUUCGUAAAUGCAAAGAACAUAAUUCAAGCAUUUUAUUAUUAGCAAUAAACCAUACCAAAUGUUAUAAAUAAUUAAUUGUACAUUGUAAAUGGGCAAAUUGGAACUUGAUUAUGUUUGUGUAUGUCUAUAUUUUGAAUAUAGAACUUUGUCAAAGUGAGAUCUUGGACCCCAUUUGUACUUUGGUUACUUUUCUGUGAAGUUAAAGAAAUUACAAUCUAAAAAUAACUCACACGGAGAAUAUUGUUUGGUAAAAAUACAGAGCAAAAUUAGAGUAUUCUAAAUUAUGUAUUUUUGUAACUGAAAUAAACUAGAAUACAUUAUUAUGCUAUGCGUGGCACUAACCAUAAAUCAGUUCUCCGAGUAAAGUCAAAUUGUGAUAUAGCCAUGUAAGUGUAACCCACAUGGUAUCGCCUUUUCAAUAUAUUUGAAUCUAAAAUGGAAGAGCUAUUUCAACAGUCUUUAAAAUAAAUUGCACCAAUAUCUUGCUCAAAGCAAUGUUCAUAUUAUUGAAUAUCAUUAGAUUUAAGCACCAUGUAAUACAAGUGAUUGCUUCUUCAUUAUUGUUACAUUCCUUGCAUAUUUUAACUAUGUGAACAGACAGGAGCACUGAAUUAUGUCCCUUUGAACAAUUAAACAGAAGAGCAUUGGCCCAAUUUACAAAUAUUCACUGAUAUUACUGAAAUAUAAAGUUCAUGCAUUUCUUCUGGGAAUAUGGGUGGCUAACACCAAUUGACAGGAGGGGAUACAGGGAAGUCUUCCCUGACUGAAUGUUAUCCGUUCCCUCAUUCAAGUCCCUUUGCACUUAUCUUUGCAACAGUUCCUGGAGUACCUCAUGAAUUAUAUUAACGUCAUCUUUCUUAGACUUUGUGGAAGUCAACCGAGAAUACGUUUUGUUUCAAGCUGCAUCUUUACAAGACCCCAAACUGUAUCAUCCCAAAAGAUUGGGUGUGAUCAAGUACCAUAAUACACAAGAUUCACUCCAACUUGUGGCCUUAUAAAAGGAUUUCACAGUCAGCACCAGUCCAUAUGAACAUCAGGAUGACGUUAUGUGCAUUUUCAUAAUGUUGCUUUCUUGCUAAACUUACUAUGAACUGGUGCUUAAAAAGAUCUUCCAAUACAUUAAAAAAUAUAUACUUAAUCUCCAUGCAUGAAAUAAACUACAAAUAAGAAAAUUAUAUUACAAGGAUUAUGAUGAGGUUGGAUUGGUGGUAUUUCUGUAUAUAAAGUCUAAUGAUUAAUUAUUUCAUUCUGUGUGGUUGCACAUUUGAAAAUUGGCCUUCUACAUGUUAUUCUAAUAGUCAAUUAAUUAAACUAUGAUUUAACCAUCACUGUUAAUUUUAAAGGAAUUUAAUAUGUUUUCAUACCAUGGACCGUGAUUCUUGUUUGUUAAUACAAAGAAUAUUGUGUUCAAUGCUAUGUAUUUGAAAUAUCAAAAUUGAAAAUAAAUCUGAUGCAGCAGUGUCUAUUAUUUCAUAAA